AUGGCUGCUCCCGCCAACAUCACCAUCAAGAACCUCUCGGGCAAGUGGCAGAUGAACAAAGCCCUCUCCGACUCGCCCGAACCUGCCCUCGCUCUCCAGGGUAUCGGCUGGAUGGUCCGCAAGGCUGUUGGCCUGGCGACCCUAACCCUCCACGUCAAGCAGUACGAGGGAGCACCCAAGCCUCCGUCCACCGCCACGGACCCUGUCACUCACAUCGACAUUGACCAGACCGCCACGGGCGGUGUCAAGGGCACCACGGAGAACCGCUGCCUCGACCUUGAGUUCCGCGAGCAUGCGGACUGGCUCUUCGGCAGCUGCCGCGGCCAGAGCGACUGGCGGUCCCCCGCCGAGAUUGAGGACGAGUUCCUGAAGAAGGGCUGGCUCGAGGGCGACGCCGAGAGCACCGGCCCCCAGGGCAAGAGCCACGUCUACAGCCACGUCGAAAAUGUCGACAACGGCUGGACGGCUACCCAGAUCUGGGGCUUCCAGGAGAUUGAUGGGCAGAGGCGCUAUGCCCGCAACAUUGUCGUUGCCAAGGACGACAAGAAGGUUGAGUUCCGUCUCGUCUACGACUACCUCGGUGAGAACGACGCAGCUUAG
Molecule: messenger RNA, 600 nt
Organism: Verticillium alfalfae VaMs.102
Lineage: Eukaryota; Fungi; Ascomycota; Sordariomycetes; Glomerellales; Plectosphaerellaceae
Exons: 2
Coding region: 1-600 (199 amino acids)
Source: RefSeq, a predicted model, not a curated record